Molecule: messenger RNA, 1154 nt
Organism: Plasmodium vivax (malaria parasite P. vivax)
Lineage: Eukaryota; Apicomplexa; Aconoidasida; Haemosporida; Plasmodiidae
Exons: 11
Coding region: 440-958 (172 amino acids)
Source: RefSeq, a predicted model, not a curated record
GAAAAGGAGGACGAAAAAAAAAAGUGAAACGAACAAGUGCCCCUGUUCACCCGUACACUAGCGCGAGCUGCUGGCGUUCCGUCGCGCCGCCUUAAACCAUGCGUGUACGCAAUUGCGCGGGAAAACUGGCCACGACGAAAGGAUUGGCAAGCGACCUCAAAAAGGGGAACACACCCGACUUAUUUAUCACGCCCAAGUGCUUUUAUUUUUUUUGUCCGUUUCUUCGUGCGCCCCCUUAGCAGCUGACCAACGCCCCCGUGUUAGGCUACCACCCGCGGAACUCCCCCUUCCACGUUUUUUUUUUCGCCCUUUUGUGUAGCCCAUUUGUGUAGCCCAUUUGUGUAGCCCUUUUGUGUUGCCCUUUUUCGCCGCCCCCUUUUGCCGCCCUUUUUUUUGCCGCCCUUUUUUUUGCUGCCCUUUUCGCCCCCCACCGCACAACAUGCCAAAUGACUUCAUGAGGAAUACCGAGAUUAACAAAAAAGACAACAAGUUCCCCUACUGCGUCGUGUUCGCCUACCUACCAUGCGCGUCCACCUUCAUCCCCGUAGUGGGGCACGUCGGAAUCGGCACCUCAUCAGGCGUAAUUCACGACUUCUCCGGAUCGUACACCAUCUCAGUUGACAAUAUGGAAUUUAGCGACCCAAUGAAGUACUGGCAGCUGGACAAGAAUAAACUUCCUCUGGCCAUCACUGACAAGUUCUACGAUGACGCCAUCUACCAAGCGGACGACGUGUUUUCCAAAAGGAAGCAUAACCUACUAGUCAAUAACUGCCACCACCACGUGGCCAUGGUCCUGAAUAACAUCAAGUAUAAGGGGAGGUCCGACUGGACCCCUUUCAAGGUGUUCCUAAAUCUGAUGAUCCAUGGCCAUUUCGUCUCGUGGAAAUACUUUUUCGUGCUGUACGGACCCUUCCUGUUUAUCCUCCUGCUGCUGGUCUUCCUCGCAGUCGCCUUUUAGCUCCUGCAUGCAGGUGGACGCCUCCAUCACUCGACGUGGAGAUAAUCCAUCUGCGCACUUCCCACAUAUGUUAGCCCUAGUGGGGGAAGAGCCCUUUCCCCCCAAACGGACGUCCCCAUACGUACAUACCAGAGCCCUACAUACACAUCUUGGCGCACUUUGGGGAAGAUUUUACUCCAGUCUAUGCAUCACCUCC